AUGACGGCCAAUUGUUUUUCAGGUUACAAAGACCUCAUCAAGGAGGGUGAUCUGACUCUGAUAUGGGUUUCUAGAGACAAUAUCAAACCAGUAAGGAUGCAAUCCGAAGAAAUAUUCAACACCAGGUACGGUUCUUUUCCCCAUAAAGAUAUCAUAGGCAAACCUUAUGGUUCCCAAAUUGCUAUAAGAACAAAGGGCUCAAACAAAUUUGCCUUCAUCCAUGUUUUGCAACCAACUCCUGAAUUAUGGACUCUGUCAUUACCACACAGAACUCAGAUUGUAUAUACACCUGACUCUUCCUACAUCAUGCAAAGGUUGAACUGUAGCCCUCACAGUAGAGUAAUCGAAGCAGGUACAGGUUCGGGCUCAUUUUCGCACGCUUUUGCGAGGUCUGUGGGUCAUCUUUUUAGUUUUGAAUUUCAUCAAGUAAGAUAUGAACAAGCAUUAGAAGAAUUUAAAGAACAUGGUCUCAUCGAUGACAACGUCACGAUCACUCAUCGAGAUGUUUGCCAAGAUGGGUUCGUUAUAAAGAAGGGAGAUACCACAUCUUAUGAAUUCAUUAAUGGUGAAUCUGCCGCUUUAUUGAACGCAAAUGUAGUGUUUUUAGAUCUACCAGCACCUUGGGAUGCUAUACCUCACCUAGAUUCCGUUAUUGCUACUGAUGAAAAGGUUGGAUUGUGUUGCUUCUCGCCAUGCAUUGAGCAAGUAGAUAAAACGUUGGAAAUAUUAGGGAAACAUGGUUGGACAGAUGUAGAAAUGGUAGAAAUUCAAGGUAGGCAGUACGAAAGCCGAAGACAAAUGAUUAGAUCACUUGACGAUGCUCUAGAAAGGUUAAGAGACAUCAAAAAACACAAAAUUCAAGGGGUAGAAAGGCGCAAGCGAAUGUUUAACAAUACUGUAGAUUCUAGCGAUGAGAAAAUUGAAAAAAGAAGCGAAGAGGGUAUACCAUUGACAGAAAAGGCAAAAUUCAACCCAUUUGGUAAAGGUUCCCGUAUAAAGGAAGGUGACGAUAACUAUAAGUGGAAAGAAGUCACCAAAGUUGAAACUGAAAUUAAGUCGCAUACCUCGUACUUGACUUUUGCCUUUAAAGUCAUUAAUAAAUCAAGAAGUGAUGAAAAAGUUAACGAGGUUCUUCAAUCAAUGAACAAACAACAAAAAGAUUAA
Molecule: messenger RNA, 1164 nt
Organism: Saccharomyces mikatae IFO 1815
Lineage: Eukaryota; Fungi; Ascomycota; Saccharomycetes; Saccharomycetales; Saccharomycetaceae
Gene: GCD14
Product: tRNA 1-methyladenosine methyltransferase subunit GCD14
Exons: 1
Coding region: 1-1164 (387 amino acids)
Biological process (GO): tRNA methylation
Cellular component (GO): tRNA (m1A) methyltransferase complex; nucleus
Source: RefSeq, a predicted model, not a curated record